AUGGAUCAAAAGCCCGCAGAAAAUGCUACCAAUCCAACAUCUGCUCCCGCCACUAUGGAAAAGUUCCCUCUGGAGCAGAUCAUCACCAGCGUACCUCCGCCGCUCGAUGUCUCGACAUAUACCACCUUCCCGACCACGACCACCAACUCUCCGAUCACCUGCAUGGCAUUCCAGGAUCCUUACCACGACCCUUACUUUACGUCCCCCGACUCCGAGGUGCCUCAGGGAUCGACCGGCAUGGGUGCACCGUCAGUCGAUUGGUCAAGCUUUCCCUUGUACUCGGACGUGCCUGCUUCAACAAGCACGCAGACACCGUCCUAUGCCAGCUUCGACUACAACUCAUACCCCUCAGGCUUGCCGCCACCGUCUUCCUCUGGCGACAUCUCUGAAGUCGAUGAGUUUGGACCUCUCCCCGGUCUCGGGCACACUGGCAACAAUGACGUGCACGAUCUGCACAGCGUCAGUGAGGCAUCGGACAUGGACCAUCUCCGCAUCAGCUCCGCUUCCUCAUUGGUCGGACUGCCUCAAGCGCAGCUCCUCUCGUCAAAUGAUCUCGCGUCGAUCAACAUCGAUGAUUUCCUCAAGUCGGCUAAUGAGUCCACCGCCGCGCUCGAGCAUCGGCUGCAAGCUAGCAUGGGAAUCGAGUCCAAGCCGGUCCCUGCGCAGGACAUGUACAAUCUGCCUACCUCGCAGGAUUCGCUCCCCGUCUGGCCAUCCAGUCUCUUCGAUGACUCCACUCCGCCCAUGGACGAGGGCUAUUUCCGCCAGUCCUGGGCGCAGUAG
Messenger RNA from Penicillium waksmanii, 783 nucleotides. RefSeq lists its product as uncharacterized. Gene Ontology annotation, molecular function: RNA polymerase II cis-regulatory region sequence-specific DNA binding; DNA-binding transcription factor activity, RNA polymerase II-specific; copper ion binding. Gene Ontology annotation, cellular component: nucleus. Gene Ontology annotation, biological process: intracellular copper ion homeostasis; positive regulation of transcription by RNA polymerase II; intracellular iron ion homeostasis. Bases 1 to 783 code for a protein of 260 amino acids. The transcript has a single exon. The record is from RefSeq and is a predicted model, not a curated record. NCBI's taxonomy places the organism in Eukaryota, Fungi, Ascomycota, Eurotiomycetes, Eurotiales, Aspergillaceae.